Messenger RNA from Dermatophagoides farinae (American house dust mite), 2155 nucleotides. The record is from RefSeq and is a predicted model, not a curated record. NCBI's taxonomy places the organism in Eukaryota, Metazoa, Arthropoda, Arachnida, Sarcoptiformes, Pyroglyphidae.
AAGAAGAAUGUAUCCAUCAAGAAUAUUUCGUCAUCAUCAAAUAUUUAUUCAUUGUUAUAUUAUGCUACAAUUAUCAUCAUUAUUACAAUUAGUCAAUGGUUUUAUUUGUGAUCAACAAUGUACAUGUAUACAAUCAUCGGGAAAAUUCACAGCCAAUUGUACUGGAUUAAGCUUACAUCGUUUACCUCAGUGUACGGAUUUAAAUCCUGAACAACAACAACGUAUGAAACGUAUACAGGUUCUUUGGUUACAACGGAAUAAUUUUGCAAAACUAAAUAGCCAUAUAUUUAAUAAUGCAUGUUUGGAUAAUUUGCAAAAAAUUUAUCUACAACAAGCUCUAAUUGCCGAAAUCGAUGACAAUGCAUUCUAUCCAUUGACCAAUAUAAUUGAAUUAUCAUUGUCGGAAAAUUUUCUAACUUUGAUACCAACGAUUGCAUUUGAACAUUUAAUACGAUUACAAACAUUAGAUUUAUCCUGGAAUCGUAUACGUGAAAUUUCAAAUAAUUCAUUCAACAAAUUGGUUAGCUUACGAAAAUUAUCAUUAGAAAGAAAUAAUAUCAGUUAUAUUGAUAUUAAUUCAUUUGCCGGUCUUAUCAACAUACAAACAAUUAAUCUUGCAUCGAAUCAUCUUACAAUAUUGAAUCCAGAUUCAUUUAUAUUCCUAAAGAAUCUUCAUACAUUAUAUCUAGAAUCAAAUGAAUGGAAUUGUAAUUGUCGUAUGCAACCAUUCAAAAGAAUGCUUAUACAACAACGAAAUCGGCUACAGAUUAUUGAUCAGCCACGUUGUUCAGGAACAUCGGUCAUAUGGAGUAAUUUAGCAUUAGAUCAUUUUCAAUGUGCACCGAAAAUCUAUCAUAAUGUUUCGGAUACAGAUAUAACGUUAAGUGAAGGUUCAACAUUACGUAUGAAAUGUGCCAUUGAAAUAGAAACAUUUGGUGAUCCAAUUGUUGAUCGUGAAUAUUUAUCUCUAUCAAAUAUUAAUUGGUAUUGGAAUAAUAUACAAAUUAUGAACAAUUCAAAAGGCUGUGAUCAUAAUUGUAAUAAACAUAUGCCCAUAUCACAUUCACAAGAAUUUCAAAUCGAUGAAUCGAUUGAAGAAUUGAAUGCAACAAUCAAACUUAAAGUAUCACAGCUAGCAUUAUAUUCAGUGAUGACAUUGAAUGCUGGAAAUUAUCGUUGUAGUGUUGUUAAUCAUGCCGGUAGUGAUGAAAUGUUCUAUACCGUUUAUGUUGUACCAUAUUAUUCACAUAGUACAAAUUUUUUUCAAAAUGAUCAACAUCCCAAAGUGAUAACACCAGCUAAUACGGCUAAAAGGCCAUCAUCUGAUUCACAAAUUUCAUAUAAUAAAAAUAUUAUAAAUCAUCAGGAUGAAAAUGCCGAUCAUGUUCUAUUUGGUUUAGUGCUUGGCAUAUUAAGUGGCUUAUUCCUGGUUCUAGUCAUAUUUAGUAUUAUGUUUGUUUUUUUUGUACGUAAACAAAAAAUUGUGCCGACAAAUCCACAAGAAUUAAUCAUGAUUGAUACUGUAUCGAAUACCGAUAAUAAUACAUCGAUCAAUACAUUGGAUGAUCCAAAUCAAGAAACAAAUACAGAAACAACAACCGAACGGAAUGCAUCACAAAAUGAAUUCAAUCCGUUAUUAGUGGUAAAUCCGGUAAAAAAACCACCAAGACUUGGCAUACCGGAUGUUAGUUCAAUAUAUUCCACUCCAUCUUGGACGUUAAAUCGUACAAAUACAUUGAUACAUAAUUUACAUUCUGCUGUUCAUCCACAUAAUAUUCUCAAUAAUAAUAAUAAUCAUCAUCAACAUCAUCACAUUAAUCGAUCUCGUUAUGCAUCGUAUGCUGAAUCAGAACCACUUUAUUCACCACUAUAUAGUACAUUGUAUAGAAAUCAUCAUAAUCGUCAUCAUUUUUUGGCCAAUCGAAUAUUGAACAACAACAACAACAAUAAUAAUAAUAAUAAUAAUAUAAACAACAAUGAUAUAAUGGCCGAUACAUUCAUUUCUGAUACUGCAUCAGAAGUUUGAAUUUUUGUUUAUCUCAUCAUUUUAUUUUUAUUUUAUUUUAUUUUUUUGAACAUAAUCGAUAAAUAAUGUACAAAUAAAAAGUUUUUAUUCCUGCUCUCAAUGUGGAUAUUUGAUAAAAAUUGUAUGAAA